AUGGCAGAGGAGGCUUCCAUGGCAUCCAUAACCUCAAGUAUGGAUAUCGACGAGGCUCAACAUGUGUCUGCACAAAAGACCGUUCCAGAGACAAUCUUCGCUAAAUCUGAAGAACUGUCAGUUUCUUUCUACGCCAACCUCCCCACCGAAGUUAAGCAAAUCCUCAAGGGUGCAGACUUUUAUGGGGAGUCAUAUUCCGGGGGAAUCGAUACAGAAACUGGUUAUGCAUUGGUGGCUUCCCAGCGAGCUUGUUUUGUCUGGCAAUAUGCCCAGUCUCCAAAGGGAUCUCCAACGUGUUACAUCUUUUCGAGUCCUGGAGAGGGGUCGAACAGCUGUCCCUUCCACGCUCUUGUACCUUUCGGCGCCACACGCGAGCCUGGCCUGGUUCUCCUCGCUCCUCAUGGCGAACUCCGUUUCUGGGAAAGCAUAAGCAAUGGACUUGCUGGUGGUGAUCAUUUCUCAACAUCUCAGCUUAGCCUGGAAGUAGACGAGUACAUCACAAACCUCACUCGAGUUGAUCCCCAAACAUAUGUUGCAUCGACGUCUAUAGGCCACCUUUUCCGCUUCACCCUGUCGUCAACAGGCGGAAAGUACCAUCUCGCCGCUCGUGCUUUCUCGCAACCCAGUUCAUCUUCCCUCUCGCUUACACGACUCCUUCCAAGCCGGUGGACCUUGGCCUCGGCUGGCUUACAGCCCAAAGCUGGCAACAUCAGCUCAAUAGCGAUAGAGCCUGUUGACACUGUCGGUAUCGCUGUGGACUCACGGCAGCUUUGGGCUUUGGUGGACAGUCGCUUACAAAAGUGGAACAUCCACAUUGCAGAGGGAUGGGAAGAGCCUACGCUAGAUGAAGAUCUGCUCCCUUCCUUACAUAAGGCUUUGAGGGAACAGCUAGGGGCUUGGACUACGGACGAUGAAAGACUGGAUCUUGAGUUAGUGGAUCUGCAGGUGAAGAGUGCGAGAAACUUGCUGCUCCUUAUCUCUUUUUCUGCGGUGGAAGAUGAAAACAGUAUGAUGGCAGAUCAUGGACCUUUUGGAGCGCAAGGACCGCGUCGCAGAUAUGCCCUCGUCCACAUGUCUCAGCCCAAUACGACAGAUACCAUUAAAGUCGAAGGCGUUAGACGGGUGCCAUACCAAAGCACGACCAGCUCAGGGGCACCAAUCCACCCUCGCAUCCACUUGCUGUCUGGUGCAGAACUGAUAGCUGUUCAUUUCGGAGACGUAGUGGCAUUAUGCUCUCGCUACUCGGUAUGGGAGGAUCGACUCACCUUGAAAUACCCGUACAAAGACCAGAUGCUCGGCCUUGGUGUCAUGGAAUUCACAGACUCAGAUCAAAGCUCGCUGCUUGUCCUCUCAGCAGGUACUAUCAUGAAAGCAUCGUUAUCUCUCAGCCAAAUAGCAGACUUUGACCCCGAGAGUGGACGUGCCCACUUGAUCAAGUCUAUACUGACGCAGGCAAUCCUGUACGGCUCAAUACCAGAAAAUCCUCUUCACUUCAGUUUCCCACCGGACGUCGACGAGGAUGGUCUGAUGAAUGGCGCUGAACAGCUGAGUAAAGCGGUCAUUGAAUCAGAUCCUGAAAUUAUACGGCCCGACCACGACCUCACAUCACAGUUGACCAGCCGGAAGGAACGACUCAGCUGGCUCAUCCACUUCAUCAACGACAACGGUGUGCUGACCAAGCUAUCUCAAAGUAGUCGGCAAAGGUUAGCUACCGAUGCUGAGAAGCUUUACGCAUGUCAUCAACUGUGGACUGCUUUGAAUGACCAUCUUGACCAUGGAGCUACGCAUAGCAUCCUUACAGAAGCUGUAUAUGACUACAUGCAUUCUGUUGGGAAUACGGCACACGAAGACGUUGUUCGUGCUUUUUUCAAAUAUCGGGUUGGUGAUGUGGGAAAACUCUUCCCAUUCGUAAUGGAAUCCGUGAACCGCCUGUCGAAAGAUGUCGGUCGAAGCCUCGCAGCCUCGUUGCCUGAGUCUAUCAGCUGCAUUUUAACUAUCCUCAGCUCAGCACUGGACUAUCGUGCGUACAACCUAGGCGUAUAUGGAGUCACUCUUCCUAUGAUCAAGCCCUGGACAAGCAGGCCGGGAAUCAUCGACACCGUCUUAGGAAUGUUUGACGUGGCAACGAAAUUUCUUGAUGGACCAUCCGAUGCUGAGAACUCUGGAGCCAAAACGGAGCCACGAAAACAGCUACCGGCUUUGGCCUCUGUCUUGUUCACUUGCAUCAAUGAACGCCUUGAAUGGCUGCGUAGCAUUGUAGCAGCUGGGGAGGCAGGGACAGAAGUCGACAGGAAGGAGCUUAGCGACCGUUUUGCUCAGCUUCGGCCGGAAAUCUUCGAGACUUUGCGAAUUCAUGGCCACUUGGAGCAUGCCUUCUCUCUCGCAGAGGCCUGCAAGGAUUUCCGCUCCCUUGCUUCACUCUGCCACAAGGACAAGGUGUGGCCGCCACAGGAAAAUCCUCAUAUGUCGAGGAUCGAGAACUACAUCCAGAAGUUCCGAGAUGAGUUCACGGCCGAACUUUAUCAGUGGUAUAUUGAACACGGCGAGCUUCGCGGUCUUUUUACACUCGAGGACUCGCAAAAGUCAUAUAUGGACGUUUUCUUCGCUGCGCAAGCUCGCUCUUCGAUUUCUUGGAUAUAUGAUCUCGGCCAGGAGCGAUAUGGGGCGGCGUCCGCUGCGCUCGUAGCAGAGUCUAAAACGACGGACAGCUUGGCUGUCAAACACUUCGCACUGAGCGUUGGAAAGCUUGCUCACCUUGCCCAAAUCCAAGAUGGCGUUGCCUUGGACGAGACGUCUUUUGACGCCUUCCACGACGGUCUUGACUUCGUCAGCGUUCAGCAAAACUUACUAGAGGAAAUGAGGACCGUGUUGUCCACCCUUCGCGGUAAACAAAGUAUCGAGAACCAGGUGGAUGCCAUAGUAAAGGCCAAGGCGUCCACAAUUAGGGAUCGGAGAGCCCUUCUCGGUGUCUUCAAAGCUCUCAUUCGGUUGAUGCUGCAGAACCAUGCGUUGUCCGUGGAAGAUGCAGUAGACGUGCUGACGCUAAAAGACAACAGCGAAACUAUAGAGGACUAUGCUACGGCUCUACAGCUUCUCAGUCGAGUCCAGGAUUUGCCCGAUGCUCGCAAAGCUUCCUCGUUCCGCCGAGUAUGGUGCCGAAUUUACAGCCACGACAACUGGGACCAAAUCAGACAAACAGCAAAUGUCACAGACUCUCAGCUUAUGAUGCGUUUGCGCGGAACUGCUCUAUAUAAUACUCUUUCAAUAAUUCUCCGGGCCCCUCAUCACUCUCCUGGUUACGACCUCGACCCGUCUGAAGCACUCGUCACCCCGGACGUUGCUGAACUUGCUUCACGAUGGCCGGGAAUGCCUCAAGAGCAAGUGGAAGCGCUUGAGCGGGAUUACAGAGCGGAAAGCAAUCUAGUGGCGUCGAUGAAAUUGGAGGACGUGUACCAUCGUGUACGGGAGUUGGCUAAGCAAGACCUUUCGGAUGGACAAGAGGUUCAUACCCCUUGA
Molecule: messenger RNA, 3516 nt
Organism: Coniophora puteana RWD-64-598 SS2
Lineage: Eukaryota; Fungi; Basidiomycota; Agaricomycetes; Boletales; Coniophoraceae
Exons: 21
Coding region: 1-3516 (1171 amino acids)
Biological process (GO): poly(A)+ mRNA export from nucleus; protein import into nucleus; transcription-dependent tethering of RNA polymerase II gene DNA at nuclear periphery
Cellular component (GO): nuclear pore outer ring
Molecular function (GO): structural constituent of nuclear pore; protein binding
Source: RefSeq, a predicted model, not a curated record